AUGUUUCGACGAAAACUCAAAGCUCUUGGAUAUCAUAAUCCUGAAGCCUUUGAUGUUAAUAGUAAGUACCUUCUUAUUUGGGAGUUGAAUUUUUGAUAUUAAUUGUGUUAUUUGAAAAUUGAUCAAAAGCUUUAUUUUCUCCUUUAGUUUUACGUUUAUUGAUUUUCCCCUAUUUAACGUUAAACAUUCAUCGUCAAAAUAAAAGAACUGAGGUAACAGUACUACAAAAAAAGUAAAUAAAUAAACAAAAUAAUGGAAAGGAUCACAAUUUAGAACUGUAGUGGUAUUGCACAUGUCCUACCCCAGGGGUAGGACCUCUGGCCAACCAGGGGAAUAUGUCGGGGAAUACAAGGGGAUAAAUUGGAUGGGGAGGGAACAAUUCACUAUAGUGUUCUACGUUUGAAGGAAAGGGAUGGGCUCACAGGGGAGGGAAAAGAAAAAAAAAAAAGGAAAACUGUCUCAGAGCAUUCACAUGUUUAACAAUGAAGCUGUUCUCAGAUUGAACUAGAAUUUCCUUUCCCUCCUAUAGAUUUAGCUAGUUAUUAGUUAUUUAGAUAUAGAUUUAGCUAGGUCUAAAAGGGAAGCUCUGGGUAAUAUACUUAUAAUUUACUCACACAAAAAAAAUAAAAUUAUGCAAAUGCUAAUCAGUGACGGCAAAAAGAAUGGGGAUAAAAUCAAUAGGUCUUAUUAGCAAAAAGAAAAAAAACAACUUUGCACACACAACACACUUUUUUUUAUACAUUUCUUUGACGUUGUUUUGCACGACUACAACAUGAAACUUUCUAGUUACACAUCUUAUGUAGGAAAUGUCUUAUGUGCUCACCAGAAAUUUUGUUGCUUGUGUUCCAGACUUCCUAUAUUUGCGUUUUUUUUUUUUGUUUUUUUUUGUUUUGUUUUUUUUCACUGCCAUUCCUUUUUACCUACAGUAGCUGGCUGCUAGCAUUCCUCAUUUCUUACCACCAGUUUUCAUGUUUUUCUUCCAACAAAAUUUGUCUCCUUUGUUUUUUAUCUAACAUGUUAGCUCUUUCUCUCUUAUCCACAUCAUUAAAGAUCAUUAAGAUUUAGUUGGACUUGACUUUUUUGUUGUUUUUUCACUCUAAAAAGUCUGGGGGGGGGGGCAUGUGACUUCCCACCAUAAACCUCAUCAUGCAUUUGGGUUGACAUACCUGUUGAUUGAGUUAUUUUACAUUGGUAUGGUAUGUGGUGCGGACGGGCGUGCAUUCAGUCACAUGGUUUAAUACCGAAAAUUCUUGGAUGCACAGAUAACCAUGUUUUCUAACCCAUGGUGCUCUGCUGCACGCUCUUUGUGUGCACGAGAGAGCUCUGCUAUUAAAAUUUAGGGCUGAGAACCAGAGGAAAUUCUGUUCCAAAUUACCGGUAGUUUGAAUACUGGCCAAAAACUGAACGUCUUGUUCAAUUCCAUUCAGGUGAUGAAGAGGUUCGAAACUUGGUUGUUUGGCUGGAAGAUCAAAGAAUAAGGUUGUACAAAAUUGAGGAGAGAGUAGAGCUACGAGAUGUAAAAAGCAGUGAAUGGAUGAAAACUUUCAGAAAGGUAAGGUAUAUAAAUUAUCUUGCCAUUUUUGUCUUGAGCUCCCCCUUGGUCCACAGUACAUAGAAAAAAUAAUAUAGUUCUCACAUGGUUUGUAUAGAUACAAACUCUCCAAAUUAUUUACCUUCUCCUGGACUAAACUGGUUAUACAUGCUUGGCACUGCAUCCAUUAAUACAUGUACCUAAUAAACUCCAAGAAUCAGGAGCCAAAACAGAGCAGGGCAGACUAUGCAGUGAUAACUUAGAUGGGCUAGCUUUCAAAAAUGGCAAGUAAGCAGAGGUUUUAAAAUCCUGUAGUGGUAGAAUAAACAUCAGAUGAAAAUUUGAAAGUGUAUAAUUUAUCUCAUCCACUUCCCUUGGUUUUCCUCCUAGUAUUUAGAUGAUCUAAAAUGUCCAGUGGAAUUUUCACAGAAACCAAGUGUUGUAGAUUGGUUACUUGCUCAUGCUGUGAGGGUUGAAUAUGCUGAAAAUGGUUUGUCCUUUUUUUUGUUAUAUUGUUUACUUACUUUGCAUAUUAUAAAGCUAAAUUUAUAUUAAAAUUUUGCAAAGUUAGUUGCAUCUGACAAAUAUAGCAAAAUUUGUCAAGUAUACCUCUGUACCAAAUUUUAUCUGAUAGCUAGGAUGCCAUAUGUUUGCCCAAAAUAUGACGCAAGUUAAUUUAUUUUAGAUUAUUCACAAUUAGAACUGUUUUGAAGUUUAAUUUGUCUUUUAGUUACCAGUAGUUUGAAUCUCACACUUUUAUUUGUUAUUUUAAAAUUGCAUCAUAUAUAUAGCUGAAAAAUUUAAUAGUGCUGGACAAAAGGACAAAAAAGAACCGGAUGAAGGAGGAACAGUGGAGGGGUCACUUGAUGAGAGCCUUAUUAAUUUAACAGGUUUGUGGCAUCUUGCAUGAUUUUAGUCACAUACUAAAAUUUAUAAUAAAUAAGAAAAUAAUACUAAAAUAAAAUGCAUUUUGAAGUUAUUGAAAUACCACUGGAAGAAAGAUUAAAUACAGUUGUUCGAGUGCAAUAUUACACCAUAGCACAGAACUGCAAGGCAGUCUACUAAUAAAUUCAAAAAAAGUUCAGUUAAGCCAAAAAGGGAAUGUCCAAUUCUCCAAUCUGUGAUUACCACAUUCUUCACUCAAAAACGCAUAGUACACUUUUAGGGAAUCUUUAAUUCUCCUAUCUGUGAGUAACACAUUCAGUGCAGUGCACAGCACGUCCGAACAUUUUUUCUUUUUAUUAUUUCUCCAUUAAGUACUAAAUUACAUCAAGUUCACGGUAUAAAAUCCUCUAUUAAGCCAGCCAGGGAGCUUUUUUUUUUCAAGCAUGUUACUGAGGCAGGCUUAUUUGAGAGGGAGAAAAGGGGAGGGGGAGGGAGGGGGGGUGUAUUUAAUGUAACAACGAUGAUGGUAUCAGUUCUCCAGAAAAGUAAGGACGCAAAGUGGAAAAGCUCAGACAAUGAAGUUUGAGGUCACGCAGCCAAAGAAAAAAAACAACAAAUCCAAACUACCAGCACCUCAGGGGCUUAAAAGAGAAGGGGCUUAACAUAUUUCUUCCCCUAAAAAAGGGGGACUUAUUUAGAGGGGGUUGUAAAUAGUUUGUUGUUUUUAGGGAUUGUAAAUACUGGUAGCUUAACUCUGCAGUUUAUUCCUACUGAGUUUAUUCUCAUACUCCAAGGUAAUUGUUCUUAUUACACUUUUUCAAUUUGUAAUUGCAGUAGAGAAUCCAGAUCUGAAGGCUGGAGUUACUUCGCUAUCAAAACUCCUUAGCUUACCAGAACACCCUGAUCACUUUGUUCUGUUACAGGUAACGUGGGUAAAUAUUUACAACUGUAUCUCACUUUUUUGCUAUUUUUCCUUGUUUUCCAGAGAUAGUAUUAAUCCUGCAAAUUGUUUAUUGAGGGCCAGGUCAGGGUCCGAGAUUAACUUUUUAAUAUGGUUGCCAGAGGGCAAAUUAUUUUCACCAAAAAAUCCCCUUGGUGGCUGGGAAACGUUCAACUCGUAUUGAUCAUAGCUGUUGUGGAUGUAUAUAUUUACAGGAAGAUUCGUUUCACUUUUAAAUUAAAAAAAUAUCAGCAGGACAAAAAGUAAGACACCUGUUGGCAAAGAGCUUCGAGGUUUCAAUUCUUAAUCAUUUUAUCCGAACAUGAAAGUCUACAAUAACAACCAGCUUUAUAAGUCUCCAGCUGGUGACCAGCUAUGAAAUUCUGGUCGCCAGAACUGAAUGUUUGGUCGCAUUGGCGACUAGGAAGGCGCAAUUUCGGACCCUGCAGGUAGAAAAAACUAGGAGUACCUUUAAAAUCUAUUAUACAUUUGUAUUAAUCAAAGUAAGGUUCGUUAUUGGCAUGAGCAGAUUGUGCACAGUCCCUUACUAUCUAUUUUUUCCACUUCCUUUACAUUUUAUACUUUUAUUGAUUAUUGUGAUUGUAAGAUAUGGAAUGGUAUUAUAUCGAUUUUAUGUACUCAUUGAUUUUUAUUAAUUGUAAGAUAUUCAAUUGUAUUAUGUUAAUUUUUUUUAUCUAUAUUGUAAUGAGCGCAUGAUCAUUUUAUGGAAUGCGAACAAUAGAAGCAAUAAAUUAUUAUCAUUAUCAUUAUUGUUAGUAUUGUUUAGUUGGAGUUCCGUGCCCCUCAAAACAGCCACAAGGCUUUGGACAGCACUAAAAGUAUUAAAAAACAAUGGUGAUGUUCCUGUUAAAGGUUUAACCCUUUAGGGCCCAAUAGUGACCAAAAUCAAUUUUCUCCUAACGAUAUCCAUACAUUGUCAAGAGAUUAGGUUAUGAGAAUUAAUUAUAUGAUCACCCAAGAGAAAAGACUUUGACUUUUUAUCGAAUUCUCUCAACUCAUUCAUUAAGGAAAUGUAUAGAGAUCAGUUUGGCAAAUUUGUAUGUGAAUAUUGGGGCUUAAAGGGUUUGCAGUAACCUGCGUGGCAGGCAUCAAAAGAGGAGGGGAAAGGAAGAGGAGACUGGGGAGAGAGUAAAACGGACUCCCCUGUUCCUUUUCCCUUCCGUGCUUUUCUUUCCCUCCCCUUCCCUCCCAUUUUUUUGUGCUUGCAUGCAGUCUAGUUUGUAGAUGUGGGUAAAACUCCUUCAAGUUGAACCAUAACCAUAACCCUAAUCCUAAAACCUUCAGACUUUCACCAACCCAAAGACCUUCAACGCAACAGCUUUUUUCAUAGAUAAGUUACAUCUCUAAUAAUAUACAUGCUUUUAUAUCGUUUUUAAUUAUUCUACAGGCUCUCCGCUCGCUUAUUGAAGGUAAACUUUCAUCUGAAGUGAUAAAGACUGAUAAAAAGGUGAGCUGGGUAGCAUUGUUUUGCUCCCAAAUAUAAAGUGCCUGUAUUAGUUAUCCUUGAUGGCAGUCCAUGUUCCAUGUCCUUUCAAAAGGACCAGGAAGGGUGGUAGAAAAAUAAUAAUGUGUAAUGUGAAGACCUACCAUUGCUAUCAAAGUCGGGUUAGGAGUAUUAAGUUUGAAAGGCAUGGUUAAAAAUAGAUAGCUUAUAUCAGGAAAUAACCUAAGCGAGUAAAUGUAGAAAACUGACCAGCUAGAAAUGUUGUGUAUCCUACAGAAACCGGCUGUCUGUUGCUUUAAGACACCCGUUGUUACAGACUUUCUUGGUGUAAAGGUGGCCUAGAAUCAUGUGGUGAAUUCAAAUACGUUCGAAUAAGUACUGACCUGGGUUUUCAUUUUUAACGAGUGCUUUGCUUGCAGGGUAAAAAGGCUGACGUCAUACCACUUAACAAAGUAGACCUAGGAUUUAACACAGGAGGUGUGUAUUUAAUGCUUUCUUUUUCUUUUUGUUUUCUAAUAUCAAUUGGAAUAUGCGAUGUGAGAAAAUAAUAAAGUUAUGGUACGAGCUGUGACUUUGCCGGAUUACAUUAACCUUAAACAGCAGAACUGAGUUUACAACUAGAAAAAAAGCACAAUGCAAUUUUCGAAUAUUCCUAUUUUUGUUUUGUUUGUUUAUUUGUUUGUCUUCAUGUAUUGUUGUCAAUCAAGGUCAAUAAAGACAUUGGAGAAUACCAUCAACUGAGGCUGAGCUCCCCCUACUAACCAAACUUCGUUGUAUUAUGAUGUUUUGAAGCUUGAUUACUAACCAGUAAAUGCAAAACGCAUUUUCAUCAGUCCUGCUAUAGCUUGUCUCGAUGCGCUUUUAUAUUUAUUCCGUUAUAAUUGAAGACCUAUUUGAUAAUCUUGAGUAUUCUGGAAAAAAGAAAUUAUUGUUUUGGAAAAAGUCUGCGAAAAAGUCGUAAAUUGUUGAUCCAAAAAUCUGUGCGAACCUUGUAUAAGUUCAGGGCUUAUGAGUCGCAUUUUACGGCACCUCCUUGUAUUUAAUUUUCUCUCCUUGUUUCAGAUUCAGCGGUGAAUGAAGCAGCCAAGAUAAUCCGCUUAUUACAUGUAACAGAUCUAAGAGAACUACAGACGAGGAUUAAUGAGGCGAUAGUAGCCGUCCAAGCGAUAACUGCUAAUCCCAAGACAAAUCAGUCACUUGGACGGGUUGGCGUAUGA
Porites evermanni is the source of this 6038-nucleotide messenger RNA. The record is from the annotation of a GenBank genome assembly. NCBI's taxonomy places the organism in Eukaryota, Metazoa, Cnidaria, Anthozoa, Scleractinia, Poritidae.